AUGGCGCCAGCCCUAAUCGAAUAUGACUUGUCCUCAUACCUGUUUGAAGAGUACGAAAACAUGACUAUUCUCGUUGGAAAGGCCCUGUCAUGGGCUAUCACCACCACUGCAGGAAGUGGGUUCCUGCUAUUCGGCUAUGAUCAGGGUGUCAUGUCUGGUCUCCUGACAUGGACUGCUUUUACUCGAACCUUCCCGGAGAUUGACACCACUGCUACCGGACACGGUAGUUCGUCGCUGCAGGGGACGGUCACUGCCAUCUAUGAGAUCGGAUGCUUCUUCGGGGCUAUUAUUGCCCUGUUGAUUGGUGAACGCAUCGGACGACGCAUGUGCAUCAUCGCUGGCUGUAUCAUUCUUUCGAUCGGAGCUGCGUUGCAAUGCAGUGCGUAUAGUAUCCCUCACUUGAUCGUGGGACGGAUAGUGGCCGGUGUUGGAAAUGGUCUCAAUACUAGUACAAUUCCGGUUUGGCAUUCGGAGCUGAGCAAGGCAGCAAGCCGUGGAAAGGGGCUUGCGAUUGAGCUUUGCAUCAACAUCUUUGGCGUGAUGACAGCAUACUGGGUUGAUUACGGAAUGAGCUACGUGGUCAACGACGCGCAGUUUCGCUUCCCCAUUGCCUUGCAGAUUCUCUUUGCCGUUAUCACAUUAGCAGGCAUUAUCGUGCUUCCCGAGUCUCCUCGCUGGCUUAUUGCCCACGGCCGACACGAGGAAGCGCGACAUGUCAUCUGGGCUGUCCAACCCAACGCCCGACUGAUCGACGAAGAUGAUGCUGCAGUGACCGCCGACGUUACAGAAAUAACCACCGCUAUCGCUGAAGAGCGAGAGGCUACGCAAGAAGGGUCCUUCAAGCUGGUCUUCACGAACGGCCACCAGAAGUUCUUCUACCGGACGCUGCUGGGAAUGGGUGGCCAGAUGAUGCAACAGCUGUCGGGUGUCAAUCUGAUUACAUAUUACAAUACGGUUAUCUUCGAGGAUUCGGUUGGCAUGAGCCAUAACCUGGCGUUGUUGAUGGCUGGGUUCAACGGCGUGGCCUACUUUGCCUCGACGUUUGUCCCUAUCUGGGCUAUUGAUCGGCUGGGCCGUCGGAAGUUGAUGCUCUUCGCGGCGGCUGGGCAAUGCGCAUGCAUGGCGAUACUGGCGGGCACAGUAUAUGACGGCAGUCACGCAUCUGGUAUCGUGGCCACGGUCAUGCUGUUUUUGUUCAACUUUUUCUUUGGAGUGGGAUUGCUGGCCAUUCCCUGGUUGUUGCCCGCCGAAUAUGCCCCGCUGUCUAUUCGAUCUCAAGCUGCGGCUCUCGCAACCGCUACAAACUGGAUCUUUACCUUCCUGGUGGUGGAAAUCACUCCGGUCAGCAUCAAGAGCAUCGGCUAUCGCACGUAUAUUUAUUUUGCCGUGUUCAAUUUCUUCUUCCUCCCACUGAUUUACUUCUUUUACCCGGAGACACGGAACCUGACCCUGGAACAAGUGGACCGGUUAUUCACCGGGGAAAAGGUCCAGCUGCACUGGCACGCGUCAAUGGGUGCCGUUGGGGAUGCGAGCGAGCGAGUGGACGAGAAGACAACCAAGGGAAGUGUAGAGCAUGUAGAGUAG
Messenger RNA from Aspergillus niger, 1584 nucleotides. RefSeq lists its product as uncharacterized. Bases 1 to 1584 code for a protein of 527 amino acids. Gene Ontology annotation, cellular component: membrane. Gene Ontology annotation, molecular function: carbohydrate:proton symporter activity. The transcript has 12 exons. The record is from RefSeq and is a predicted model, not a curated record. Lineage: Eukaryota; Fungi; Ascomycota; Eurotiomycetes; Eurotiales; Aspergillaceae. Gene Ontology annotation, biological process: carbohydrate transport; transmembrane transport.